Parnassius apollo (apollo) is the source of this 594-nucleotide messenger RNA. Lineage: Eukaryota; Metazoa; Arthropoda; Insecta; Lepidoptera; Papilionidae. The record is from the annotation of a GenBank genome assembly.
AUGUGUUUUAAACAUUAUAUUUGUGUAACCAUACUUACUCUUUCUACUAUAAAUGUCGAUUCUACAUUUUCACCUUCUAGAUAUAAACGAAACGCUAUAGGACUUUCUAGAUACAGCGAUAGUGUAAAUGGAAAGAACAUCGAAAUAACUCCAAAUGACGACUGGAAUUACGAUGAUCCACGUAAUUAUUACAAAAGACCGUACGACAAUGGACAGGAUUAUGGAGAACCAAAUGAAAGACUGCCAAUUGACGAAAUCCUAAACAUAUUAAAUCUUGGUGCUCAAGGGAGAAAGAACACACCACAGUUACCUCAUCAAUAUGAAAAACCAAAUCAUCAGCCCCGCCGGCAAUACAAUCACCGUCAUAUUCAUCAUCAUAUCCAUUAUACUCUUUCGGAUCUACUAAAAUUAAAACAAUAUUUUGAAGGAGGGAAUCCUAACAAUGCCAAUCCCAACUUGUGGAACUUCUCCGACACCGAAACAAAAGACAAGACCCCAGAAAAUGGACCUACGGGUGAUGAAGUGAUAUUCGGUGAAGAGGCUUGCCCAACAGGAUAUUCUAGGGUUUCGAAAAAGUGUGUUCGUAAUAAUUAG